Colletotrichum paranaense is the source of this 375-nucleotide messenger RNA. RefSeq lists its product as uncharacterized. Lineage: Eukaryota; Fungi; Ascomycota; Sordariomycetes; Glomerellales; Glomerellaceae. The coding region runs from base 1 to 375 and encodes 124 amino acids. The record is from RefSeq and is a predicted model, not a curated record. The transcript has 2 exons.
AUGCAUGUCAAAGGAACCCAGAAACUUGGGCAUCGUGUCUGCGAGUGUUGGAACUUGGCUGCGCUGUGGCUGCCACCUGUUCCCCGCCCUGACAAUCGCGAGAGGGGACGGCAUUUGUCCAAUAUCCAGUUGCGCGGUGUCUCGUCGCUCCAGAGACGAGCCUAUCACGACGAAGGAAAAAGAAGGGCGAAGCACCAAUGCAAGCCGCAGACCGUAACCCGCGAGACACGAUUCGCACUUGUGGAGGCCCCUGACGUAGCUAUGGUUCCCCCCCGGAGCCAGCACCUGAUCCAAAAGGGCAACCCAACGGCCACAACCGUCCCGAAUCGGACGUGCAUGCAUCGCCAGGAGGAGGAGUGCGGACUGGCGGACUGA